CCGCUUCUCCCAUCGCGCGGCGGCCCGGAUCCUCGCCCCUCCCCUUCUCCUCGAGAACCCUCCUGCCCCGCCCGCCGGCCGCCGCCUGCCGACCACGGCGGCUGCUCUCGCCGCCGCAGCCCGCCCGGUCGCGGUCCUCGGCGCCGCUGCACCCUCCCUUCUCCCACUCACGCGCUCGCAAGACCCCCUCUUCUUGACGGCUUGCAUUGACCCCAACCAACCACUCUUCCUUCCGUCUCGUCUCCCCUCUCACUGGACCGGACGGACAGAAUCCACUAACCGACGGGAACGAGUACGAGGAGGCCGACGGGGACGAGAGAUCUAGGAGCACGAAGCCGCCUGCCCGCCCGUCGUCAUGGAGAACCACGACUACAGCAGGAUGAAGACACGGCCCAAUAACGCGGUUCUCUCGAGAGCUAUGCGCUCGAGGAAGAGCGUGGUGGCCGUGAUCGUUGAGAGGUCACCAUCCCCACCCGACACUGAACCAGUCAUGUCGUAUGGCAGUGGCUUCAUCAUCAAGGAUGGGCCUCCAACCUCACUUGUUCUCACGUGUCAGCAUGUGGUGGUAGAUGCCGUGUCCGUGCGCAUAAGGAGGGUGGUGGUGGGAGUCGGAGUGGAAGAAUUUGAAGCUACAGUGAUCAAUGGCAAUAGCGGCACAGACGUUGCUGUUCUCCGCGUUCGAGGGCUGAGGAGUGAGCGCGCUUUCUCUCUCGCGCUAAGCUUCACAUCUCCACUUCAAGUCAACGAGCCUGCAGUUACAAUUGGAUACUGCAACCCGGAAAAUUUGUUGGAUGAAAUCUCUCUCGCAGGGCUUCCAGCCACUUCACCUGGAUGUAUCCGGGAGGCUCCUGAUGAUUUCCUCGAGGCGUUAAGGGAGGAGGAUGGCAAACGAAUGCUCGGAAAAGGACCAGGUGGUGUAGUGCACGAACUGAUUCUUCUGAACUGCGUUAGCAUGAGUGGCGUGUCAGGUGGACCAGUUGUUGAUAGGCACGGCGUCGUUGGGAUGGCUAAAAUGGUGGGUAAGGAUAUGCCCAUAAUGCUGGCUGUGUCGUCCAAGACUAUCUGCGGAAUGCUCAAGGUCUUUGCUGGUCUACCCGUCAAUGGGCCCGCUACUAUGGAGGAGGUGGUCUCUCGCUUGGGACGCCUGUGAUCUGCCUGCCACCCCCAACAACAACCCCUUUUCUGCUAAGUCCAGCAGUGAUAAAUGUUUCCUUCCCCCAACAGCCCGAAACACUCACCACUCUGGCCACCAUUGUUGCUGCUUCAUGUGCUUCGUCGAUUAAAAUCGACUUUGAUUUCAUCAGUCGAUUGAAGAAAAGGAUUUCCGUCUUUAAUUAAUGUGAUGCAAUAAUGGUGUCAACAGACAAUAGACUUGUGCCUGAAAUCUUUAUAAAACACGAUAGUAAACAUUGCACAAGCAGCUUUAAAUUAAAGAGAUGAAAUAACAUAUUGAUGACCUGUUUCUCAGCAUA
Messenger RNA from Sorghum bicolor (sorghum), 1472 nucleotides. RefSeq lists its product as uncharacterized. The transcript has 4 exons. The record is from RefSeq and is a predicted model, not a curated record. Lineage: Eukaryota; Viridiplantae; Streptophyta; Magnoliopsida; Poales; Poaceae. The coding region runs from base 356 to 1150 and encodes 264 amino acids.